Morus notabilis is the source of this 1155-nucleotide messenger RNA. RefSeq names its product origin of replication complex subunit 6. Gene Ontology annotation, molecular function: DNA binding. The coding region runs from base 17 to 880 and encodes 287 amino acids. The transcript is spliced from 10 exons. Gene Ontology annotation, cellular component: nuclear origin of replication recognition complex. Lineage: Eukaryota; Viridiplantae; Streptophyta; Magnoliopsida; Rosales; Moraceae. Gene Ontology annotation, biological process: DNA replication; DNA replication initiation. The record is from RefSeq and is a predicted model, not a curated record.
ACCUCGUACUACGAUAAUGGAUCUCUCCGAGAUUGCGAAGAAGCUUGAGAUCUCAGAGUCAAAGCACCUCAUUCGGAAAGCCGCCGAGCUUCGUCGCCUCUGCGACGUCCAGUUCGAUUCCUCCAUAAUUGGCGUCGGAGAGGUUUGCAAAGCUGUGAUCUGUUUAGAAAUCGCGGCGACAAGAAUGGGGGUUUUGUUCGAUCGGUCAAGUGCAACAAGGUUGAGUGGAAUGUCCGAAAAGGCUUACACCAGAUCGUACAAUUCGCUUCAGAAUGGUCUUGGUGUCAAGAAUAAGCUGGAUGUUAGAGAAUUAGCCAUUCAAUUUGGGUGUGUUAGGAUUAUCCCUUUUGUGCAGAAGGGCAUGUCGCUAUAUAAGGAACGGUUUCUUGCAUCGUUGCCAGCUUCUCGUCGUGCAAAUGCAGACUUUGCUCGACCUGUAUUUACUGCUGUAGCGUUCUACUUGUGUGCAAAAAAGCAAAAGCUAAAGGUAGACAAGCUUAAGUUGAUUGAGCUUUGUGGUUCCUCAGAAUCCGAGUUCUCUUCGGUUUCUACUUCCAUGAAGGACUUGUGUUUUGAUGUUUAUGGCAUAACAAAGGAGAAAAAGGAUCCUAGGGAUGUGAAGGGAAACCGAGAACUGCUAGAUGUUUUGCCAGGAAAAAGGACGCCUGCGGAUGGUGGUUAUUUAUCUGACGAAGGAGAAGAGCUGUCUAGUUACAAGCGGCACAAGAAACUGGAAAAGCAUGCAUAUGACGAGUGGAAAGCUUCUGUCCUUGAUUCUAACAAAGAAUGUAAAGAAAAAGUUGGUUGUAAGCGGACCACACAAACUCGGCUCAACUUUCUGAAGGAAGCACAGGAUAGCCAGAAGUUGGAGGCUCUAUAACGGAUGUCAUGCCUUUUUAAAACACAUCAAACAAUGGAUAUCAAGGUUUGGCUGGUCGAAUCUGCUGAAAGUUUGAGUGAGGAGAGCACACUUUAAGUUAAUGCUAUUGCCCCAAAGUGUUGGAUUGAUUCUUUUUUGCAAUCUGGUGCUGUAUGUUGUUGCUUUCAUCAUCUUGGAGUUUCUCACUCAGCAUAUGAGAUUGAACUCCUUUCCUUUCAAUUGAACAUUGUAUAGAAUUACUCGUAAUGGAAUUAUCUAUUCUUUGCAUAUCAUAU